UACUAAAUAGACGGGGUCGCGGAGCUCGGCUUGUAAAAUGUUAUUUGUGUCUAUUCAUUUGCCUUCGCUACAAAUGCAUACAUUUAGAAGCCGUCAGCGAUUUAACCAAAGACGCAUUCAUAAUGACUUUACGCCGUUUUAUUGCUAGGCGUGGUAAGCCGCUGGAAAUAUUUUGUGACAAUGGUCGCAAUUUUGUAGGAGCAGCUAAAGAAAUUGCUAUUUUUUUAAAAUCCUAUUCUGAUUCAGUGUUAGAUUUUGCGAUUGGAGAGGAAAUAAAAUUCAAAUUCUCACCAUCUUAUGCUCCUCAUUUCGGCGGUGUCUGGGAGGCCGGCGUAAAAUCGGCUAAAUACCAUGUUAAACGUGUUAUGGGUAACACCCACUUAACUUUCGAAGAGAUAAGCACACUAUUUGCACAGGUGGAAGGUAUCCUUAACAGUCGCCCGUUGUGUCCUUUAUCCUCUAGUCCUAACGAUUUUCUUCCCCUCUCUCCAGGGCACUUUCUUAUUGGACGACCAAUCACUGCAUUACCUGCACCUGAGCUAGUGGAACAGAAGACGACCGCACUCCAACGAUAUGCUCGUCUUGAACAAAUAAGGCAACAUUUCUGGCAGCGCUGGCACAAAGAAUACAUCUCGGAACUGCAACAACGCUCCAAGUGGCGAACAAAGUAUGGACCAGCUUUGAAGAUUGGAGAUUUGGUCCUACUUCAAGAGGAAAACUUGCCUCCCUUAUGCUGGCGUCUUGGACGAGUUGCUCGUCUCUACCAUGGACCUGAUGGUGUGGCACGAGUGGCUGAUGUUAACACAACCAGGGGCUGCCUUAGAAGACCCCUCACCCGCAUCUGCCCACUUUUGGACGACGAAUCUGUUGAAAGGAAAUCUUUCAACGCGGGGGAGGAUGUUUAGGCUUUCAUUCAUGAGAAGAUUUAUUAUUACAUAUAUUUUAAGUUAAAGUUUUAUUCUACAAAGUUGCAACACA
This is a messenger RNA of Melitaea cinxia (Glanville fritillary), 978 nucleotides long. RefSeq lists its product as uncharacterized. The coding region runs from base 123 to 905 and encodes 260 amino acids. The record is from RefSeq and is a predicted model, not a curated record. Gene Ontology annotation, biological process: DNA integration. The transcript has a single exon. Gene Ontology annotation, molecular function: nucleic acid binding. Lineage: Eukaryota; Metazoa; Arthropoda; Insecta; Lepidoptera; Nymphalidae.